AUGUCGGCCAAAUACGCAUUCUCGCAGACCUUGAAGGAAGUCAGGUUUUUAUUUUGUCAGACCGGCGCUCAAAGUAAUGCUACUAGUAAAGCUAGAUCUGAUAAACCCCGCUCUAGAUCAUUCCUCGCAAGAACAUACCCAACGAUGAAAAAGCACAACCCAAAUACACCAAUAAUGUUGAGAGAGGCGGCGGGUACACAACCAAAGGUUUACGCAAGAUAUGAGUUUGGAAGGGAGGUCAGUGAGGAUUUGGCUGGACUAUCGGAUAAAGAAAUCGAGGACAAGGUCACAGGAUUAGUCCAGCAAUAG
Botrytis fragariae is the source of this 309-nucleotide messenger RNA. Its product is annotated as putative nadh-ubiquinone oxidoreductase 105 kda subunit protein. The record is from RefSeq and is a predicted model, not a curated record. NCBI's taxonomy places the organism in Eukaryota, Fungi, Ascomycota, Leotiomycetes, Helotiales, Sclerotiniaceae. Bases 1 to 309 code for a protein of 102 amino acids. The transcript is spliced from 3 exons.